UCUGACCUACCUAGAGCCUCAGAAUCUGGAGUACAAGGAGUUUGUCAGUGAUCUAAAAUCGGAUGCCAAACGGAUGUUUAACUUCACAGUGGAGGAUUCUUUGAUGAACAUCAUCUCAGGUGGUUUCUAUGAUGGUCUGAUGCUGUACUGCAGUGCUCUAAAUGAUAGUCUUGCAGAAGGACAUGGUCGACCUUCAGGAGAGUCUGUCACAAAGAGAAUGUGGAACCGGACUUAUUAUGGUGUCACCGGUCUAGUACAGAUUGAUGAGAAUGGAGACAGAGAAACUGAUUUUGCCCUGUGGGACAUGACUGACACGAACAGUGGUAACUUUCAGAUUGUGGCAGUGUAUAAUGGCACACAGAAGCAGAUGAAGAUUCUUCCUGGGAUGGCUAUCCAGUGGCCAGGUGGCAACAUUCCCUGGGAUGUGCCCCUCUGCGGCUUUAAGAACGACAACCCUGCCUGUCGUGCACGAACCAUCACAAUGCACCAGAUGAUUUCCAUUGUGAUUUUCCUCAUCCUCGUCAUCAUCUUCACUGUGACUGUGUUUAUAUACAGAAAGCUGAAGCUGGAGAAGGAGUUGGUCGCUCAGUUAUGGAGAAUUGCUUGGGAGGACAUUCAGAUGAGCAAUCUGGAAAAGGCCAUGAGGAGCACCGGGAGCAAACUCACACUUUCUCUAAGAGGUUCAAACUAUGGAUCACUGCUGACAGCUGACGGUAAUUUCCAGAUGUUUGCUAAGACUGGCUACUUUAAGGGAAACAUUGUGGCCAUUAAAUACAUCAACAGAAAGCGCAUCGAGUUAACGAGGAAAGUGUUGUUUGAACUGAAGCAUAUGAGAGAUGUGCAGAAUGAGCAUUUGACCCGUUUUAUCGGUGCCUGCAUGGAUCCACCCAACAUCUGCAUCGUCACAGAAUACUGCCCUCGAGGCAGCCUGCAGGACAUUUUGGAGAAUGAAAGCAUCACAUUAGACUGGAUGUUCAAAUAUUCACUAGUCAGCGACAUAGUAAAGGGCAUGGCUUUCCUUCACAACAGUGUGAUUGUAUCCCAUGGCAACCUGAAAUCAUCCAACUGUGUGGUUGACAAUCGUUUUGUGCUAAAGAUCACUGACUAUGGGCUGUCCAGUAUCAGGACAGAGUCAGACACGGAGGACGCCCACUCUUAUUAUGCACGUAAGCUGUGGAUGGCUCCAGAGCUGUUGAGAAUGGAGUGCUUUCCUCCAGGAGGCACACAGAAGGGCGACAUCUACAGUUUUGGCAUUAUCCUUCAAGAGGUGGCUCUGCGGAGAGGAGUCUUUUACCUGGAGGUAGACUCGCUUAGCCCAAAAGAGAUUGUGGACCGUGUAGCUCUGGGAGAAUGGCCGUAUCUACGGCCAUCCGUGAACCCUCAAGCCCACAGUGAAGAGCUGGGUCAGCUGAUGCAGCGCUGUUGGGCCGAAGAACCAUCAGACAGACCGGAGUUUAACCAUAUUAGUGUGUUACUCCGCAAACAGAACAGGGAGCACAGAAGUAAUAUCUUGGAUAAUCUCUUGUCUCGCAUGGAGCAGUAUGCUAAUAAUCUGGAAGAGCUGGUGGAGGAGAGGACUCAAGCCUAUCUGGAGGAGAAACGCAAGGCAGAAACUUUACUGUAUCAGAUCCUCCCUCAUUCAGUGGCAGAGCAGCUGAAGAGGGGUGAGACGGUGCAGGCCGAAGCUUUUGACUCUGUCACCAUCUACUUCAGUGAUAUUGUGGGCUUCACGGCUCUGUCGGCAGAGAGCACACCUAUGCAGGUCGUCACCCUCCUCAAUGAUCUCUACACCUGCUUUGAUGCCAUUAUAGAUAAUUUUGACGUUUACAAGGUGGAGACAAUAGGCGAUGCCUACAUGGUGGUUUCAGGAUUGCCGGUACGGAACGGGAAACUGCAUGGUCAUGAGAUCGCACGCAUGUCCCUUGCUCUAUUGGAGGCUGUCAAAUCAUUUAAGAUUCGCCACCGACCUGAUGAGCAACUGAAAUUACGAAUCGGCAUUCACAGUGGUCCUGUGUGUGCAGGUGUAGUCGGGCUGAAGAUGCCUCGGUACUGUCUUUUUGGAGAUACAGUGAACACAUCUUCUCGUAUGGAGUCGAAUGGAGAAUCUCUGAAAAUUCAUGUGUCAUCAGCCACUCGAGAUGUGCUGCAGGAGUUCAACUGCUUCCAGCUGGAGCUGAGAGGAGAUGUGGAGAUGAAGGGAAAAGGAAAGAUGAGGACCUACUGGCUUCUGGGGGAAAUAGAGAACGGUGAUUGAGACAGUGGGGAGCAGAAAAGCUCCAUGGGAUCAACAGAGACACACUGACUCUAGUCAAACGCAUCCACGGGGAAGCCAAGCCAAGACUGUUCUGUUGGCCAAAUGCACACACACAUAAUCUUGUACAGCACUAGAUGAUGUCUGACUUGUACAUAUGUACUUUUAGAUGUUUCUUUGUAAGAACACCAGCUGCAGCUGUAAAUGGAGUGAAGGUUGAGUGUGAUUGAAUAUCGUCCCCUGGUGGAUAAGUAGCAGCACUGCUGGCUUAAAAUAUGUUAGGCUAAAUAAACAUUAUUACUUCCAGGGUGUGUGUGAGAAAAGAUGUAAAUAUUAAAGAUGAUGACACAGAUUUUAGCUCAUCAAAAAAUCACUUGGCUUUCAUAAUUCAAAUGUUUUGAAGACAAAUAUUGAUCACUUAUUUACUUUUUUGUCAUUUAUUUCACUUGCGUAAUAUUUAUAGAUUCUUAUAUUAAAAAUAUUUUUUUCCACCCAGUCAGACUCUUGCACACAUAUUCUGCAUAUUCUUCUUCAAGCCAACUAAGACACAUUAAUCUCUGGCUCAUCUCCUGGAUGUUUCUGCUGAAUGAGAGGAGCUCCAGUUUCGAGAGACGGUUGCUGAUUUUUGGUGUGAAUGAAGCAGGAAUUUUGUGAGUCAUACAUAAAUACAAAGCAUAAAUAAUCCAUAAAAUAAAACCCAACAGAUUAAUAACAUUUUUUAACAUUUUGCCCAUUACACUUGCAAUGUCUACAGGUAUGUUACAUGGGAGAUUAAUGACACUUUUUGAUUUGACAUGAGAAGAACUUUGCCUUUGUAUUAUUUUAUAUGCUUGUAUGUUUCUGUGUUUCUGUUCCUGCAGGACGGUUUUACAUGAUUUUACUUGAGAAAGUAAGUGUAAAGGUUCUUUGCAAAGUGUUUAGGAGUGAUAAUAAAACCUCUGGCAACAUAGUCAUAGGAG
Messenger RNA from Sinocyclocheilus grahami, 3210 nucleotides. Its product is annotated as atrial natriuretic peptide receptor 1-like. The transcript is spliced from 19 exons. Gene Ontology annotation, biological process: cGMP biosynthetic process; intracellular signal transduction; receptor guanylyl cyclase signaling pathway. Gene Ontology annotation, molecular function: guanylate cyclase activity; protein kinase activity; adenylate cyclase activity. The record is from RefSeq and is a predicted model, not a curated record. Bases 74 to 2254 code for a protein of 726 amino acids. NCBI's taxonomy places the organism in Eukaryota, Metazoa, Chordata, Actinopteri, Cypriniformes, Cyprinidae. Gene Ontology annotation, cellular component: plasma membrane.